Molecule: messenger RNA, 1158 nt
Organism: Selaginella moellendorffii
Lineage: Eukaryota; Viridiplantae; Streptophyta; Lycopodiopsida; Selaginellales; Selaginellaceae
Exons: 10
Coding region: 127-1131 (334 amino acids)
Source: RefSeq, a predicted model, not a curated record
CUGGCGAUCGGGCAACCCAAUGCGCUCGAUCGCAAGACCCACGAGCUGGAUUUGCCGAUCUCGCGAGGCUGGAUUCUUGACCUAGAAACAGAGCACCUGGCGAUUAGGGCGAGAAGCUCCAACUCCAUGGCGGAGCUGGAGAUGGUGACGUUCACGAUCAUAGUGGACGACAUUGUUUACCCGGAUGGGCGAACAGCGAUGGCGCUGCUUGGCGGUGGAGGUCCACAAACUGCAUUUGGAGCACAAGUGUGGACUCCUCAAGACAAGAGAAUCGGUUUAGCAGCUGGGAUUGGAUCGGAUUUUCCUGGAGCUUGUCGAGAAUGGCUCGAGAAUAUGGGAAUCGACACCUCUGGACUUUUGGAAUGGGUGUCUCCAACUCUUCGAGCUUGGCAGAUCUUGGAGGAAGAUGGCCGAAGAACACAGGUUUGGAGAGUCAAUAUGGGAGAUGAUGUCUGGGACAUGCUCAAAACCCCAAUCGAGAGACUCCCACCUCCAUACCAGACAGCCAAAACAUACCACAUCGGAGUGCAUCCCAGCGGCAGGGACGUGGAUUUUAUUCACUCUCUACGAUCUACUGGUGCUCAAGUUGUGAGUGUUGAGGUUUACACGCAUGCUCUAGAAAUUCUCACACGCUCAGAACUCAAGGCUCUCGUUUCUGCGGGGCACAUUUUCUCCCCAAACGAGAAAGAGGCAGCCUCGCUGGUUGGCCCGGGAUCAUCCAUGGAACUCAUAGGCAGGCUUGCGGAGCUCGGUGCCGAGGUGGUGGUGUUAAGACGAGGACACUUGGGCUGUCUAGCUCACAGGGCUGAUAGCGGUGAGACAUGGGAAGUCCCCGCAUUUCACAGUGUGUUGAAGCAAAAACAGGAAGUAGAAUACAACGAACAACACGAUCACGUCGCCAGUAACUCGAGGGUUGUGGACCCGACUGGCUGUGGCAACACAUUUUGCGGUGGAUUUUUGAUUGGGUGGCGGAAGACGAGGGAUUUGCUCAAAGCUGCUGUUUGGGGAAGCGUUUCCGCAAGCUUCAUGAUAGAGCACGAAGGAAUUCCCCCUCCUCCGAUGGUUCAGUGGAGGAGCCAGGCACAAUCCAGAGCUCAAUUUCUUACUCUGCAGGCUAAAAAACUUAACUAAUACUUUAAUUGAAUUCCAUUUAAGACA